AUGAAGCUUCUCGCGAGACACAACGCCCCAGCCGUAUUCCGCACCCGGGACUAUGCCUACCUAUGGGAUCGCCGGUGGAUAUGGUGGCGCCGGCUGGGAUACCUCGUCUGCCUUGUCCUCAUUCUCCGAACUACUGCUUGUCUCUUUGAUCAGCCAGUGACAAGCCUCCAUCGGACCCUUUACGAAUCUUUACAACGUCCGGAGAUCCUCCAGCCCGGUCAGUAUCACCCUGUCACUGACAUCCCUCCCGAGGAAAGUACGGUAGCAGAUGACGUUCUAUUCGGGCCCGAUAGGAUGGGCGUGGUACAUGAUCGGAGAGACAAGCAAUUCUACCUCGGUGGCACCUUAACCCUCACCAGCAUUAAGUCUACGGACAGUUCCCACCCAUCCCCAGUGGUUUAUGACCCAUACCCAGCCUACAACAGCCCAAAAUGGAAGAAGCAGUUCCACGGGAAGUUCCAGCCGUGCCUCGGGCCCCGGGGUCGAUAUCUCGAUCGCAAGUCCCCAGAAGAUAUGAUGCAAGUGUAUAAGGGCAAACAAGCUGGAUUCCCAGAACCAAAAUUUGGAUCCUACGAGGCUCUGGAUCUAGACGGAGACGUCUGCACAGACCGAUACUCCCGACUCGGGGUAUAUGGGUAUGACCAGCAUGGCGGGGACGAAGUACCAGGCUUCACGCGGCCUUCUGCGGUGUCCUGGCACGAAGUCGAUUGGCACAUGCUGCAAUCUCACUGUCUAGAAAGGAACGCGGACAGAUUCGAGUCGAUCGACAUGGUGAACUCUUCGAAACAGGAUCCCUUGGCUUUUGAUCUUCCGCAGGCUCCUGAAAAGAUCUCGGAGACGCUGGUCGGUUCUUCAGAGGUGAAGCGGUUCCAUCCUCGAUCGGCGGUGUUGGUUCGGGCAUGGAAUGGGCUAAAUUGGAAUUCUGAUCAUUGUAGAUACCUCCGGGCUUUGAUCAUGGAGCUUUCCUUGCAUUCUGGUGGAGAAUAUCAGGUCUAUCUGCUCAUCCAUGUCAAGGAUGAUGAGCUGCCCAUCUUCUCUGAUAUCAAAACCAUUAAUCGGCUCAGGAGCUCCAUCCCCGCGGAAUUCCGAAAUAUGGCUCUAUUCUUCAACAAUAAGCUUCUGGAAGCUUGGUAUCCCAAGAUCGAAGAGCACAGCCCUCUCUUCCAACACCACCAACCCCUCCAGAUAUUCUCCCAACUCUACCCCCAAUUCGACUACUACUGGCAACUAGAGAUGGACAGCCGCCACACCGGCCACAUCUACCACUUCUUCGACCGAGCCAUCUCUUUCGCCCGCGCCCAACCCCGCAAAUACAUCUGGGAACGCAACGCCUACUUCUACACCCCCGGCCACCACGGCAACUGGACUGAGUUCACAUCCACCGUCAACACAACUCUUUCCGACCGCUCCAGCCACACAAUUUGGGGCCCAGUCUCCGGCACGGGAAUCAGACCUCUAGGCCCCGACCCACCAGUCCCGCACCCAGACCAAGACAACUAUACCUGGGGCGUCGGCGAAGAAGCAGACUUCAUAACCUUCCUACCCAUCUUCAACCCCAAAGACACGAGCUGGACAUUCCCGAACUACAUCUGGAACUUCCGACACGGCACGGACACACCGCGGCGUGCGGCGGUUAUCACGAUGGGUCGGUACUCGAAGCGACUGCUGGGCUUGAUCCACGAGGCGCAGGCGACGAGGGGAUUGGGUCUUGCUUCUGAAAUGACGGGUGCCAGCUGGGCGCUUUUUCAUGGGUUGAAGGCUGUGUAUGUUCCGCAUCCGAUUUAUGCGGAUGGACUAUGGACGGCCGAUGAGCUGGCGAGGAUUUAUAAUCCUGGUCCGCCAGAGAAUAUUAAUGGGGGUGUUGAUAGUAUUUGGAAUUGGGAUCAUCUCUUUGAUCAUAUUAUGUAUCGGCUUUCGUAUAUGUUUACGACGCAUAGUGCGGAGGAUCUGUAUAGGAGGUGGCUUGGAUAUCGGACGGCGGAACAUGAGGGGGGGAGGAUGAUACUUGAGGACAAGUAUGGGCGACAUUGUUUUCCAUCGAUGUUUCUUCAUACUGUCAAGAAUACGGCUCCGGCGAUGGGACCGGACAAGGCUGUUCCAUAA
Messenger RNA from Penicillium bovifimosum, 2103 nucleotides. RefSeq names its product DUF3405 domain-containing protein. Bases 1 to 2103 code for a protein of 700 amino acids. The transcript is spliced from 4 exons. The record is from RefSeq and is a predicted model, not a curated record. NCBI's taxonomy places the organism in Eukaryota, Fungi, Ascomycota, Eurotiomycetes, Eurotiales, Aspergillaceae.